AUCUGGCGCGACAGCGGGCACCGAGCCAUCUAGCAGAACCAUGAGCACUGGCCAUCUGGCGCGACAGCGGGCACCGAGCCAUCUGGCGCGACAGCGGGCACCGAGCCAUCUGGCGCGACAGCGGGCACCGAGCCAUCUGGCGCGACAGCGGGCACCGAGCCAUCUAGCAGAACCAUGAGCACUGGGUACCCAAGCUCGACAGCGGGCACCGAGUCAUCUGGCACGACAGCGGGCACCGAGUCAUCUGGCACGACAGCGGGCACCGAGUCAUCUGGCACGACAGCGGGCACCGAGUCAUCUGGCA
Messenger RNA from Staurois parvus, 304 nucleotides. NCBI's taxonomy places the organism in Eukaryota, Metazoa, Chordata, Amphibia, Anura, Ranidae. The record is from the annotation of a GenBank genome assembly.